Messenger RNA from Cannabis sativa, 1338 nucleotides. RefSeq names its product early nodulin-like protein 18. The transcript has 4 exons. The record is from RefSeq and is a predicted model, not a curated record. The coding region runs from base 425 to 1141 and encodes 238 amino acids. NCBI's taxonomy places the organism in Eukaryota, Viridiplantae, Streptophyta, Magnoliopsida, Rosales, Cannabaceae.
ACACACAACACAAUCUCCAAGUUCUGCUCUGUCAUCCAUUCAAAAAAUCAAACCCUCUUUUUUACUAUGCAAAGCCAAGCACUCCUGACAUUUUAACAGUCUCAACCAUAACAAUUUUUAUUUUAUUUUUCUCCUAAACUAAACCUAAACCUUCUUGUUGUUGUCUUUUCAAUAAUAUAUAUAUUUUCUUUUCUUUCCUUCUCUCACAGUUUUCAAAAACUCUCUUUUCCUUUUUCUCUCUAUGACCCAGAAGACAGUCCACUCUUCAUCAACCAGGGCCACAACAGCCAAGGGGUCCAUAGAGACAAAGCUCUGCUAAUUAAUCAAAAUCCCACCUUUGUUUCUUUGCAUUUGUAGAAAAAGAAGAAAAAAAAAACACAGAAAGAAGAAAGUAGUGUAGUAGUAGUAGUUGUAGUAGUCAUCAAUGGAGUUUUCAAUUUCAUACCUCAUCAUCUUGCUCUCUAUUCUUCUCUCUUUACUCUCCCAAACUUGUCAAUCCACAAAAAUACUUGUUGAUGGAGUUUCUGAGUGGAAGGACCCCACUGUUCAUGUGGGAGAUUCUGUUAUUUUCAAGCACAAAUAUCACUACAAGCUCUACAUUUUCCAGAAUGAAAAAGCCUUCAAUCUCUGUAAUUUCACUCAAGCCACACUUCUAAGCAAACCCAAUGCCACUUCUUACAUGUGGUACCCAUCUCGCUCUGGUUUCUUCUACUUCACUUUCAACAAUGGCUCUCUCAGUAGUACCUGCCAAGGCUCCAAAAAGCUCGCCGUGAAAGUGACUUCUUCACCGGAAAGAUCUGCCAUUUCCCCGAAACUUCCUCCGAUGAAGGCUCCGGCACCAAGCUCAGGUGGAGUAGUGUCAUCAUCUCCGACUUAUCCGUGGCCGUUUCGCCCCAAAGAAGCUGCCUCUCCGGCGCCGGGACCUUACGCAACAUCUCCGGCGGUUAUUCCGUCGUUAGUGCCGGACAAAGGAGGCGGUAUUCCGUUUAUUAACAGUAAUCCGGCGGUUCCUCUGCCCACCGGAGAAGUUGACUCUGCUACUAUUCGACCUUUACCCAUGUCCAGCCAUGGAGGCCAGGUGAUGAUGGGGUGUUUUGGAGUACAAAUGGCUAUGUUAUGUAUGGUUCUUUUAUUGCUGUAAAAAGGGGUUUUCUUUUUCUUUUUGUGUAAUAUUUUAUUUGAAUGAGAGAAAGAGAGAGAGAGGAAUGGUAGUAAUAGUUAUUUGGUGGAUUAGAGGUCUAAAGUAGCUUUAAGAGUGAUGAUUAUAACAUAUGUAAUGUAUUAUUUGUAAUGCUCUUAGACCCUACUUUGGAAUCAUUGGACACUUUUGAUCCUUUA